AUGGAAGAUAUAGAAGAUCGGUGGAGUAACUUGAGGCCUACGGAGGAACAAGAAGAAGUCAUUGAGUUCCCUCAGGGAUGUGAAGAUGAAAUACAUCGCAAGGGAGAGAGAAGUCUUAUUGGAAAGAUAUGCUCAGACCGUGAGGUGGGUAAGGAAGUUAUAGCUAGUGCAAUGGGGAAAAUUUGGAGAAUAAGUAAACGUGUUGUGUUCCAAGAGGUUGGGAAAAAUGUCUUCGUUAUUACGUUUGCCUACCACGCAGAUAGACAGAGGAUUCUGGCUGGAAAACCAUGGCUCUUUGCAAACGUAUUAUUCUUGAUUAUGCCUUACAAUGGGAACUUACAACCAGGGAAGAUGCAUGCAGACAAAGAAGCAUUCUGGUUACAAAUACAUAACUUGCCAUUAGGAUUCAUGACGGAAGAUUGGGGAAGGCGUAUAGGAGAAUCGGUAAGGAAUGUAUUAGAUGUAGAUGCAGAUGAGGAUGGAGUAGGAUGGGGCAAAUGCCUAAGGGUGAAGGUCGAAAUGAAUCUCCAGAAACCCAUAGCCAGGGGGAGAACUAUAAUGGCGAAUAGAAAGAAGGUGUGGCUUAAUUUCAAGUACGAAAAGCUUCCCAAAAUUUGCCUCAGCUGUGGGUGGAUAUUACACAGUGAAAGUGGCUGCGUGAAGGAAGGGGGAGGCAACCAAGAUUCCAUCUCCCAGUUUGGUUCGUGGCUACGAGCAGAGGAUAGUUACAGACGAUGCCCAGCUUUUAUUUCCUCAAAUGGUAACUCAAACGGAAGGGAGGAUGGACGGCAGGAUCCUACUAAGGAAGCUGGACGUGGUGAAACAGAGGGGUCUAUCGGAAGUACUGCAAGCAGGAGACAAACAGAGGACCCUAGCCAAAAGCAAAACACAAAGGGAGUCGUUGGUAGUGAGAACUAUGGCCCCAGAGGAAGGAUGGCGCCUGCGGAUGCACGGCAAAGGAAUUUGGUAGGAAAUGGAGGCAAACUUGUUGCAGGGGUCGAGGAUGAUGGGACACGGUAUGGGGCAACAAAAAGGGUAGGUGAGAACCUACACAGUGUAGGAAGCAUGCAGGAGGAUGAAGUACAAGCUGGGCGGGAAACACUUGAAAGAACAAGGGCCUUGAUCGUAACAGGUUUGAUGGAAGAGGCCUUGGACAAGCCCAACAGAAACAACAGGCCCAUUAACCAGUCACAUGUAAGGAUAUAUGGCGAAGGGAAAAGGCCUGCGCAUGAUUCAACUGUUUUCAAUAGCCAGCUUAUUCUAAGUGAUCAAGCAGAAGGAGUCAUAAGUCCAAACCAAGGCAGUCGUAGAUGGAAACGUCAAGCAAGAGGACAAGGGUCAACUUCAAAGGAAGGAGGAUUGCGACCGGGAAUUAAGAGGCCAGCAGAGACUAAGGAGGAGAUCCAUACUACACCAUUGAAAAAGAGAAGAGGUAAGAAUCCUAGUCUUAGAAGCAAUGGUAUUAUCACUUCUGAAUCGGUGGAGGCUAGGGACCAACCCCACCAAAUGCCAUGA
This is a messenger RNA of Carya illinoinensis, 1515 nucleotides long. RefSeq lists its product as uncharacterized. The record is from RefSeq and is a predicted model, not a curated record. The coding region runs from base 1 to 1515 and encodes 504 amino acids. Lineage: Eukaryota; Viridiplantae; Streptophyta; Magnoliopsida; Fagales; Juglandaceae. The transcript has a single exon.